Messenger RNA from Colletotrichum chrysophilum, 1683 nucleotides. RefSeq lists its product as uncharacterized. Lineage: Eukaryota; Fungi; Ascomycota; Sordariomycetes; Glomerellales; Glomerellaceae. The record is from RefSeq and is a predicted model, not a curated record. The transcript has 2 exons. The coding region runs from base 1 to 1683 and encodes 560 amino acids.
AUGUCGAAGGAACUCCCCCGCCACGAGCGGCGGUCCUCCUCCCCGUCCGGCCUCGGCGGCGGAAGCCCGUUCGACUGUAACCUGAGCCUCAAGACGCUGCUUGGCUUCAUCUCAACGCGCGUGCUCCGCGGCGGGCCGCGCUUCGUCAUCCAAGUCAUCCUCGCCCUCUUCGCCCUCAUCGUUCUGGGCAGAUUUUUCACCUCGUCAUCAUCAGACCUUAUGAACGCACCAAAGUGGUCGUGGUCGCCGUUCGGCGGCAGUUCAGAGGAUGCUAACCUGGCUGGUGGUGUGAGAGUCGUCGCCUUUGGAUCUCCCGAUAUUGCGACGCCUGUCACCGUCAAGGGCAAGGGAUGGACCGAGAUGUUCUGCGAGGAGCUCGGCUGCUCCGCCCACCACUCCUUCGUCCCCAAGGUCAGCCUCCCCGCGCAGGCUCUCACCGCCCACGAGCACUACAACGAGACCCUCCAAAAGGUCCUCCGCGAGCUCGAGCAGGAGAAGGCGCCCGGCUACGAUUACGAUUUCAUCCUCGACCAGUUCCCCCUCGCCGGCGCCAUCGCCGACCUCGCCGCCCAGGUCGACCAGUUCCUCGCUCAGCCCCAGGAGCGCUACCUCCCCAAGGAGACCAUCUGGGUCUUCAGCUUCGGCACCUGGGACGUCUGGACGCUCGCCGCCCUCCCCCGAGACCUCGGUCAGGGCAUCGUCGACCUCGCCGUACGCGCUUUAUUCGCGCAGGUCGAGCGCGUCUACCAGGCCGCCCUCAACACCAACUCGGUCGCCUUCUCCGACUUCUGGGCCUACCAGGGCGCCGAGCUCAUCGACAAGCUGAACGCGAUGGACACGGAAGGUGGCGAGGUUGACGAGCGCGAGGUGGAGAACUUCAGAGUCGUCAUCCCCGAGAUCUUCGACGUUUCUCUUACCCCCGGGUGGCAUGCGCAGAGACAGAGCCCGCCGGCCCCGCACACCAAGGCCGAGCAGAUGACCAACGCCGCGCACCUCACGUCCCGCUGGAACUCCGAGAUUCGCGGUCGUCUGGACGAGUGGACGCGCACCGCCGACCCGCAGCCCAAGGAGGGCGAGGAGCGCGGCCAGUUCGGAUACAUCCCCGCCAGCCAACGCCGGUCACCCAAGCUCCGCCGCGCUGCGAAGGGCAUGGAGCCCCCCGCCGAAGGUGACGCCCUCCGCGUCCCCUUUCCUCGCCGUGUGGGCGCGCAAGUGAACCACGCCGAGUUCGUUCGGGAGGCGAUCGUCGAGCGCCAAAUGAGACAGCACGGGCUGACGGACUCGGUCGGUCGCGGGAACAGGACCGAGCAGGACCGUGGCGUGUACUUCGCCGAGACAUGGACACCGUGCAUCUGGGCCAAGACGAGCGAGACGCCCGAGGUCGACGGCGGGUUCUCUGCCUGCGACACGCCGGGCGAUUACCUCUUCCACUCGCCGUUUACGCUCAGCGAGCGCGCGAUCCAGGAGGCGGCGAAGAUUGCGGCGGCGGACGCGCGGGAGAAGCUUGCGUUUGUCGACGCAGUUGUGGAGAAGGAGAGGGAGCAGUUGCUGGGGGGUGGAGAGCAGACGGCGAAGGUGAAGAGGAACGAGAAGAGGGGCGCGAGUACCUUCCAACGUAUGGUGAAGCCGAACCACGCGUUGAGGAUCGUGGAGUCGGCGUGCCCUACUUUGGAUGUCUGCUAA